AUGGAGGCGGUGAGACUCCUUCUGAAUCAAGGAUUAACAUUCCGCGAAUAUCGUGAAGAUGAAUCAUCAUUAAACAAAGUUAACUUUCUUGAAAUCCUUAAGUGGUAUGCGAAAAGGUGUGAUAAAAUCUGUGAUCUUGUGUUGGAAAACGCUCCAAAAUAUGAUAAGUUGACUUCUCAUAAAAUUCAAAAUAAUAUUGUCACUGCAUGUAAGCUUGAGACAAUUAAAGCUAUCAUAGUGGAUCUAAAUGGUGACAAUUUUGCAUUGUUAGUGGAUGAAUCUUGUGACAUUUCACGCAAGGAACAAAUGGCUAUUGUCUUGCGCUAUGUUUAUAGAAUGGGAGUUGUGGUGGAGCGGUUUAUUGGGAUCGUACAUGUUCGUGGCACUAGUACUUUAUGUUUAAAGGAAGCAAUUGCUAAUUACCUUGCUCAACAUUCUUUGAGUUUAUCUUAUGUACGUGGACAAUGCUAUGAUGGAGCAAGCAAUAUGCAAGGGGAUCUAAGUGACCUUAAAACUUUGAUUAAAAAAGAAAUGGGAGGUUCUUUUAAACGUAUGGUUGAUCUUCGACAAUCUCAAGCAGAAAAACUUCAAGAGGCAUUAGAUAUGGGAGAGCUUGAUACUGGCAAGGGUUUAAAACAAGAACUUGGUCUAGCUAGAGCUGCUGAUACUCGUUGGGGGUCGCAUUAUAAAUUUUCUAAGAACAUUAUUAAUAUGUUUGGCUCUAUUAUUGAUGUUCUAGAUACUAUCGUUGUUGAUGCUCGAUCUUUAGAAGAAAGAGCUAAGCAUGGCAUAGUGAUACCUAAUUUUGAUGAGUUCUAUGUUAACUCUGGAAGAUCUCGACGCAAAGUUGCAGAGCAUACCAUUUCACAUCAUUAUCGUGUUAAUGUGUUUAUUAAGAUUAUUGAUUGGCAACUUCAUGAACUCAAAGAGCGUUUUAAUGAGGAGACAACAGAUUUGCUUAUGGGAGUCGCUUGCUUGAAUCCAGUUGACUCAUUUUCUAGUUUUGACAUCAAGAAGAUAUUGAGAAUGGCUGAAUUAUAUCCUGAUGAUUUUGAUGAAAAUAGUAUGAUUACUCUUGAGAAUAAGCUUGCGACUUAUAUCGUUGAUAUCCGUGAUGUUGAUGAAAG
Molecule: messenger RNA, 1127 nt
Organism: Nicotiana tabacum (common tobacco)
Lineage: Eukaryota; Viridiplantae; Streptophyta; Magnoliopsida; Solanales; Solanaceae
Molecular function (GO): protein dimerization activity
Source: RefSeq, a predicted model, not a curated record